CGUCGACGAGUAAGCUCUUUUGCGCAGUUGUGAAAGAAACCUACAUUGCGAUGUGUAGAUAACUCCUUAAUACACGGAACAACAUUUCAAAUUUCACCAGGAGGUGAGAGAACGAAUUAGUUUUGGGGCACGACAACUUCCUCCCUGAAAUUCAAGAAGGUACAUCUAUUUUUACACCAGAGGAAUAAGCUGAUGCAGAAGAAUGCUCCAAACGUGACUGAGUGUAUAUCCUCAGAUACGGAUGGACAGCGCCGAGGCCAUUGCUUUUUCUGCGGAUACUGCAACAGCUCAUUCUCUGUUGGCCUCCCGAAAGAACAGUUCCGACAGAGACAGACCGAAAAGGGAUCACAUAUCUGCCAGAAGGAGGACAACUGCCUGAGAAACACAUCCACUGUCUAUGCUUCUGCUGUUUACGAGUUUCCUUUCUUGCAUAACCAUCUACUCAGUACUUCAUCGCCAAGCGAAAUAGUUCACAUUCAUUGUUACAUAUAGCUAAGUUACCAUACUGCAUUUCUGAACAGAGUGGGGUUUUUUUAACCUAAGCAUUGUGUUAAAUUCAUAUGCAUACAGCCAAGAGUAGAACUGACUAGUCAUUACCCUAUUACACUCAUACAGGAAAAUUAGCAGAAGACAAACAUUUAAAAUAUUACACUGCAGGCUACCGUACCUCUUGCAUACAUUACUGCCUCCCUCUGCUAUUUCCCAUCGUACCUUCCACUCAUACCUGUCAAUGAUUCUCUUCCCUCCCCUUUGCAUCUAUCCAUUCCAUUAUUCCUCUUUUCUUUUAAAGCUCCCUUAACUUCUGUUUAUCUGUCCGCCAGAUAACUUCUUACCCGUCAGUCUCUCUCAGCUACUUACCUCAUUUCCAUCUCACGCUGAAAAACAACUGAGAUUUUCUCUCAUUGGACCUAAAUGGACAUCCCAGAGGCCCUCCAUUUCCCCACCAGUUCUUCCCUCCCCACUCCAUCCCCACUUCGCCCAGCUGUUGCCCCCUCCGUGAAGCAGGGGGUCACCAUCCUCUACACCUGUCUUUACGGCUCCCUCUUCCUGGUGGUGUAUGUCCAGCUGUGGCUCCUGCUGCUGUACCGGCACAAGCGCUGGAGCUAUCAGAGCGUCUUCCUCUUCCUGUGUCUGUUCUGGGCUGCACUUCGCACCACGCUCUUCUCCUUCUACUUCCACAAUGCUCUGGAGGCCAACCACCUUCCCACGCUGGCCUACUGGCUUCUCUACUGCUUCCCCGUGUGUCUGCAGUUCUUCACCCUCAGCCUCAUCAAUCUCUACUUCACCCAGGUGUUGCUAAAAGUACGGGAAAAAUUCAACUCUGCGCCAAGCAAAGGACUGUCUGUGGCUCGCUUUGUCUAUGCAGCCAUGAGCGCUGUGUUCCUCUGCGUCAACGUGGUGUGUGCUGCUCUGGGGCAGAGGGGCGGUGGAGGGGACCAGGCCUGGAGACUCGUUCUGAUUCGAGUGCUGGUCAAUGACCUGCUCUUCAUUCUGGAGGCCGUGGCCCUGGCCGCUUCCCUUCUCCUCCUCACCCGUUUUGCACCCUCCACCAGCCCAUACCUGCACAGCAAGGGCACAACAGUUUGCCGAACAGCUGCGCUGGGUACGGGUGUAAUUCUGCUGUUCUCCAGUAGGGCUUGCUACAAUCUGUUCGUGCUGAUGCUGUCUCAGAACCACCGGGUGGAGUCCUUUGACUAUGACUGGUACAACAUCUCUGACCAGGCUGACCUGCGCAGUGAACUGGGGGACAGGGGCUACCUGGCAUUUGGAGCCAUUCUCUUCGUGUGGGAGCUGUUACCCACAAGCUUACUCAUUCUCAUCUUCAGAGUGCGGCGGCCCCCUCAGGAGACAGGCUGUAAUGCUGUGAUCAACAGCCACAGCCAUCGCUCCUACUUCUUUGAUGAUCCCAGAGGGAUGGACAAUGACCUGGGAGUCCCCUGGACUCAGAGCACACUCCCACAUAACAGCUGGUUUGGACCCAGUGAGACAGAACCCCUUCUCUUCACCAGGAAUACUGACCCAGCCAAUCGGCACCACACCCUCUAUUCCACUCCGCAGAACUGACCAACCACAUUGAGAUGGAGUAAAAUGUCUCAAUACUUGACUAAUCGUGACCUCUCUUUUUACUAUAAUCCUAUGGAAUGGACCAACAGGAGUUAAAGGUUACGCUCCUGUUCUCCAGACUGACCACUGAAAGACAGUAUUUGCACUCCUGUUUUUAAAACUGACUAUCUACCACUGGACUUAUGUGUCUGUUGCCAGCAGGAUGGCCUCCACAGACUCUGCAUUAGUCAGUUAUAAUACUCAAGGCAGCCAAGAAAACUGCUUAAGACAAGUGAAUACCAAAACGAUAUUUCACACAGCACACUGGUCAAAUCUGUCUCUCCCCAAUACAGAGGAUUUGUAUUUUUGAGAGAAUAUUUUUGAAACAAAGGGAGGAAGCCUGCUCUACUCCCAUGUUUGAAACUGAAUUUUUUGUAAUCGUUCUGAAGUUCAGAGUCACAAAAAAGCAAUGCUUUUGUAAGGUUUAUGUCUUCCAAUUUCUGACAAGCUGAUGGGGUGCCUGUGACAACUGCCAGUUUACUGUGUUUCCAGUAAGCAAUAUCCUGUCCAAAAAUGUAAUCUUGGCUGUGUCUUACUGUUCCUUAAGUGUCAGCUAAAAACCUGUAUGUUCACUUAUGUAAUCUAACAAGUUCCUGACUAGAUACAUUCUUUCUUUCAUUGCAGUUGUGGACCAAAAACUGUCCAUUUCAAGUAUGUUUUGAAAUGGCUUCCUUUGACUGUGGGACAAAGGGCAAAAACCAGCAAAGAACAAGAGAGAUUACAUAAAACACUUUCCCAUUAAAUACAAAAAAUGAUGUAGCACAAGAAAUAUGCCACAUUGUUUGUGAUUGAUAUAGUCAGUCAUAAAAAUAAGGUAUGGUAGAUUUUAACCAAUUUUAACUAAAAUGUUUCUUUUUUUGCCCCUCAUUAAACUUGUUCAAAUUGCACAUUUUUACUAUUUCAAGAAUUAUUGCUAACAAUGGAAUUGCAUUGUUUUUGUGAGACAAUUACAACAUACAUUGUUGUGACUGUUUGGGUAAAGAAUGAAUGAGUGCAUAUAAGUUCACAGUAACUACUGUUUUCUGUGGUGUUUCUACAUAGGACCAGGGCUCUGUAAUAGUUUUUUUAAGAAUAGCUGUUGAAUGUCAAGUCUCUUAAAAAGUAA
Molecule: messenger RNA, 3208 nt
Organism: Megalops cyprinoides (Indo-Pacific tarpon)
Lineage: Eukaryota; Metazoa; Chordata; Actinopteri; Elopiformes; Megalopidae
Gene: gpr137
Product: G protein-coupled receptor 137
Exons: 8
Coding region: 913-2064 (383 amino acids)
Biological process (GO): positive regulation of TORC1 signaling
Cellular component (GO): lysosomal membrane
Source: RefSeq, a predicted model, not a curated record